UUCACACUAAUUACAAAUUUUGGAGUAUUUAUUUACCUAUCUAACACGCCGUGGGUUUUAUGAAAGAAAAAAUAUUGGCCAAUCGAAAACCGUUUAAUAUUGGGGUUUGGGGAAAUCUGGCAUUUCCUUUGUGCGCCAUAUUCCAUUUUCGAUUAGGAGGUCUGACUGAAAAGAAGUCUGUAGACUUUGUUUUUAUUAUAAAUUACAAUGUCAGACGAUAAAAAGAUUGAAGAUGUGAAACCAGAAGGGUCUGAACAUAUAAACUUGAAAGUAACGGGUCAAGAUGGUAGUGUGGUACAUUUCAAAAUUAAACGCAACACACCAUUACGGAAACUGAUGUCUGCAUAUUGUGAUAGAGCUGGUUUAAAAAUGGGAGCAGUAAGGUUCAGAUUUGAUGGAAAUCCAAUAAAUGAAACAGACACACCCUCACAGUUGGACAUGGAAGAUGGGGACUCGAUAGAUGUGUUUCAGCAACAAACAGGAGGACUUUGAAUAUUAUAUGUUGUGUUUUCUGGUCAUGCUAAAAAUAUCAUUGUCAGUCAUACACAUCAACAGUUGUAAAGUGAAAUGGACGCUUCAGUGAGGAGGCGAGAAGUGUAAAUUAUGUGGAUUUUUGUACAGAUUGUUUUUAACUCAUCACACUUCAUUGUCAUAUCAUGUUGAAACAGAAUGAUGUUAUUUUUAUGGCAUUUGACCCUAUAAUGUUUCGGUAUCUAAUUCUUCAAGGAAUUGGUUCAGAUUCGUGCUAUAUAUAUUUCUAAAAUAAGAAAAAAUUAUAAAGCCAAACUGUUGUCAGUAUGGCAUUUACAACGUUAAUUCUGUUUCUUUUUUUAAACAAUAAUUGCAAUGUUUUUAAUCAAGACAGGAAUUGUAUCCUUAUCAUUGUCUUUAAACCAUAGUUUCGGUUAUUCUGAUUUAAUAAAUAAAUCUUCUGGACAUGUUUUUCUAAAUUACAAGUUUUUAUACGACCGCUAAAUUUUUUGGUUUGUUUAAUGAUGCAUGUCAAAAGUUUAAUUAAUUAAAGAAGAAACAUCAAUGUACCGGUUUUCAUACAGUUAAAAAAGUUAAUGGUUGUAGCAAGCCUUUAGAUAAAUAAAUUUUAAUCAUUUUAACUGCAGUCACCAGUAGAGUGUUGUCAAUAGAUUCAUGAAAUUGAAAUUUGAAAGUUAUCAAAGCUUUACAUGUCAUAGUCGUACAUUAACAUUAUUUUCAUCAUAAUACAGGUGUAUUUUUAACUUUGACUGUCAUUGAAACAUUGUUAUUUACAUGUAAAAAAAAAUGUAGGAAAAAAUAAAAAUUUUGUCAGAAUAA
Messenger RNA from Mytilus trossulus (common blue mussel), 1311 nucleotides. RefSeq names its product small ubiquitin-related modifier 2-like. The record is from RefSeq and is a predicted model, not a curated record. The transcript is spliced from 4 exons. The coding region runs from base 208 to 492 and encodes 94 amino acids. Gene Ontology annotation, cellular component: nucleus. Gene Ontology annotation, molecular function: ubiquitin-like protein ligase binding; protein tag activity. NCBI's taxonomy places the organism in Eukaryota, Metazoa, Mollusca, Bivalvia, Mytilida, Mytilidae. Gene Ontology annotation, biological process: protein sumoylation.